CUCAUGGAGGCUGCAGGUUGCAGAGGUGCAGUAACACCUGGCUCAGAAGCACAAACACAAAGGGUCGUGCUCAUGGUGUCAUGGACUGUUCCUGUUCCCUGCUGAGGCAGCCGAAAAAACCCACCGGCUCCCACAAACACAAAGGUGGGACCCCCGCCGGAGGCCGGCGUCCGGCCCAGCGGCCACACAAACAGGCGGAACAAAGCCGGCCAGCUUUCCAGAAGGCCGCGCUACAAUAAAGCCGAGAGCCGGCGGCCCUGCGCUGUUUGACGUAGCGACGCGCCGAGCCGAGCUGCCGCGGUCCAUGUAGAGCCCUGACCCCAGACCAGCCCGCUCGCACACCAUGCCUCUGCCCAGACGACGCUCCUCGUUCCUGGGCCAGCCGUCGGCCGAUCGCUCGGUCCCCGGCUGCACCCGGAUCGGAUCGGCCAGCGGCACCACGGCGCCCCGGGGCGUCUUCGUCGGCACCGCCCCGACGGGCGGAGCCUCCAGCCUGGGCGCCCGGGUGUCCCGUCGCGCCCUGGGCAUCAGCAGCGUCUUCCUGCAGGGGAUGAGGAGCAGCGCGGUGCCCGUCCUGCCGCGGGCCGGGGACCGGGCCGCCCACGGGACGUCGCCCGGCCUCAACAGCUGCCUGAUGGAGUACCGGGACAAGGUCCGAGCCCUGGAGCAGCUGAACCAGCAGCUGGAGGAGCAGAUCCGGCUCUGUCUGGACCGCAAGGCCUCCAGCGCCGGAGCCUGGGGCCCGCUAAGGAGGGACUGGGAGGAGGUCUACAGACAGGUGAGCGAGGCCAUCCUGGCCAACGCCAGGCUGAUGCUGCAGACGGAGAACGUCCAGGCCAACGCUGAGGACUUCAAGGACAGGUACGAGAACGAGCAGCCGUUCAGGAAGGCCGUGGAGGAGGAGAUCAGCUCGCUGUACAAGGUGAUCGACGACGCCAGCAUCACCAAGGCCGACCUGGAGGACCAGAUGGACAAGAUGAGAGCCGAGCUGCGGGACCUGGAGCAAAACCACGAGGAGGACGUGCGCGUCCUGUACAGCCAGAUGGCCGGACGGGACGUGGACGAGCCCGACGCUCCCAUAGAAACCAGUCUGGACCAGAUCCUGGCCUACAUCAGGAACCACUGGGAGAAGGUCAUCGAGAAGAACCGAGCCGAGACGGAUAGCUACCUGGAGUGCAAGCAGGCCGAGUGUGUGAGCAGCAAGCUGAGUCGUGAGGAAGAGGAGGUGGAGGCGCUGAAGGCCGAGUGCACCGACACCGGCUGCAAGAUCCAGAGCCUGCAGGCCGAGACCGAGUCCAUCAGAGCGCUGAAGCGCGGCCUGGAGAACUCGCUGAGCGACGCGCGGCACUGGCACGACAUGGAGCUGCAGAACCUGGGCUCGGUGGUGGCCAAGCUGGAGGCGGAGCUCGCCGACGUGCGCAGCGACAUCGAGCAGCAGCGCCGCGACUACGACACCCUGAUGAGCAACAAGCUGCGUCUGGAGCAGGAGAUCGGGACGUACCACGGCAUCCUGGACGGGGAGGAGAGCCGCUACCAGCCCGCCGGCCCGCUGUACUCCGACCAGCCUCCAGAGCCUCAGGGAGCUGCAGGGCCUCCAGAGUCCACCAGCGAGCCCCCGGGCCCCCCGGGCCCCUCAGGCCCCUCGGGCCCCGCGGGACAGUGAUGCUGAGGAUUCGGCUUCCACGAGGAGCAUCUGAGGAGCAGAACUCCUGCAGGAGCCGGACGUUUCUGCGUCACUGCCAGCGAACGUCCUCGGAGGCCGUGAGCUCCGGCUGUGUGCAGGUGUGCAGGUGUGCAUCGUGUUGGCGAGCUGCUCGCCGCGCCGCCGACGACCGACAGCGAGUCCCCGCCGCUGUGUGAGCGGCUGGCGACCUGCAGUGCUGAAAGUUUGCGGAUGUUUUGAGGCAGCGAGGCGACGCAGCCGAGCGUCGGAGCGACAGCAGAAACACACUGGGCUGAUGUGUUUUAAGUGAGUGUACUGAACUGUUGGCUGUGAUCUCCCUGGAGACCUGUGGUUAGGUACACUGCUGAAAAAUCCUCAAUUUGACUGCAAGAUGUCUUCAAUGAACUUUAAUAAAACUGAUUUUGUACUAUUAUUAUUAUUAUUAUUAUUAUUAUCAUUCUUCUUAUGGAGCAGAAGUGCAUACAGUGUAAACAGCAUCAAUACCUGAAUAAAAGCUGUGAUG
This is a messenger RNA of Myripristis murdjan (pinecone soldierfish), 2186 nucleotides long. It is a transcript of the gene bfsp2, whose product is annotated as beaded filament structural protein 2, phakinin. Gene Ontology annotation, molecular function: structural molecule activity. Bases 344 to 1663 code for a protein of 439 amino acids. The transcript is spliced from 8 exons. The record is from RefSeq and is a predicted model, not a curated record. Gene Ontology annotation, biological process: intermediate filament organization. Gene Ontology annotation, cellular component: cytoskeleton; intermediate filament. Lineage: Eukaryota; Metazoa; Chordata; Actinopteri; Holocentriformes; Holocentridae.